Molecule: messenger RNA, 628 nt
Organism: Vigna radiata var. radiata (mung bean)
Lineage: Eukaryota; Viridiplantae; Streptophyta; Magnoliopsida; Fabales; Fabaceae
Gene: CSBP
Product: phytohormone-binding protein
Exons: 2
Coding region: 79-546 (155 amino acids)
Biological process (GO): defense response; abscisic acid-activated signaling pathway
Cellular component (GO): nucleus; cytoplasm
Molecular function (GO): protein phosphatase inhibitor activity; abscisic acid binding; signaling receptor activity
Source: RefSeq, a predicted model, not a curated record
AAGAUUCCCUAUCGAAGUACUACAUAUACACACAUAGCAGUGCAUGUCUCUGUGUGAAAGCACGUUUUGUUAAGAGCCAUGGUAAAGGAAUUCAACACCCAAACAGAGCUUAGUGUGAGAUUGGAAGCCCUUUGGGCAGUGCUAUCUAAGGAUUUCAUAACAGUGGUUCCAAAGGUACUUCCUCAUAUUGUGAAAGAUGUGCAACUGAUUGAAGGUGAUGGAGGGGUUGGAACAAUCCUCAUCUUUAAUUUUCUGCCUGAGGUGUCACCAAGCUACCAAAGGGAGGAGAUCACAGAGUUUGAUGAGAGUUCACAUGAGAUAGGUUUGCAAGUGAUUGAAGGAGGUUAUCUAAGUCAAGGGUUGUCAUAUUACAAGACAACUUUUAAACUAUCUGAAAUUGAAGAGGAUAAGACUUUGGUCAACGUGAAAAUCUCUUACGACCAUGAUUCCGACAUAGAAGAAAAGGUCACACCUACGAAGACAUCACAGUCCACUUUAAUGUAUCUUAGGCGUCUAGAAAGAUACUUGUCGAAUGGCUCUGCUUGAAGAAAAAAAUAUUUCGUAUUGAAGUGGAUAACGAUUCUUUUACGGCAUUUUUUUAUAAUAUUUUAACAUUAUUUACGUGUUA